Messenger RNA from Plasmopara halstedii, 1593 nucleotides. Its product is annotated as t-complex protein 1 subunit gamma. The transcript has 2 exons. The coding region runs from base 1 to 1593 and encodes 530 amino acids. Gene Ontology annotation, biological process: protein folding. Gene Ontology annotation, cellular component: chaperonin-containing T-complex. The record is from RefSeq and is a predicted model, not a curated record. Gene Ontology annotation, molecular function: ATP hydrolysis activity; ATP binding; ATP-dependent protein folding chaperone. Lineage: Eukaryota; Oomycota; Peronosporomycetes; Peronosporales; Peronosporaceae.
AUGAUGCAAGCUCCGGUUAUGGUUUUGAGUACCAAUACAAAGCGCGAGACGGGCCGCACGGCGCAACUUGGCAAUAUUGAGGCUGCGAAGGCCGUCUCAGAUAUUGUGCGUACAACUUUAGGUCCGCGUUCGAUGCUUAAGAUGUUACUGGAUCCCAUGGGUGGGAUUGUCAUGACUAAUGAUGGCAACGCGAUCCUUCGUGAAGUAGACGUAGCUCACCCGGCGGCCAAGAGCAUGAUCGAGCUCAGUCGCGCACAGGACGAAGAAGUGGGUGACGGCACCACUACAGUCAUUAUUCUUACGGGCGAGUUGCUGGUUGUAGCGGAGCCCUUCUUGAAUCAUCAAGUACACCCAACUGUGAUCAUACGUGGCUUUAAUCGCGCGCUCAAUGCGUCUUUGGAAUUUGCGAAGGAGCUAGCACGUCCUAUCGACAUUGCAAACAAAGAAGAUAUGCGCAAUCUCGUUCAAUCGUCCAUUGGAACCAAAUUCUCUCCUCGCGUUGGCAACUUGGUAAGCGACUUGGCUCUAGACGCUGUACUGACGGUGAUGCGUACGUCACCUUCUGGUCAAAAGGAAGUGGAUGUUAAACGCUAUGCAAAAGUGGAAAAGAUUCCAGGCGGAGAACUUGAAGACAGUCGUGUGCUGAAAGGCGUCAUGUUCAAUAAAGACGUGACUCACUCGAAAAUGCGCCGUCGUAUUGAAAACCCACGCGUACUCCUGCUUGACUGCCCUUUAGAGUACAAAAAGGGAGAAAGCCAAACAAAUGUGGAGCUUACGAACGACCAGGACUGGAAUACGUUGCUUCGUCUUGAGGAAGAAUUCAUUGAAAAUUUGUGCGCACAGGUAGUAGCCAUGAAGCCGGAUGUGGUGAUUACGGAGAAGGGUGUAUCUGAUUUAGCACAACACUAUUUUGUUAAAGCUGGAAUAACAGCAUUUCGCCGUCUACGCAAGACAGACAAUAACCGCGUAGCUCGAGCAACGGGCGCGACAAUUGUAAGUCGCGCUGAUGAAAUUCAAGAAUCCGACAUCGGCACCAAGUGUGGUCUUUUUGAAGUGCGCAAACUCGGCGACGAAUACUUCGCGUUUUUUGAAGAGUGCAAGGAUCCGGGGGCCUGUAGCAUUUUACUACGUGGUGGCAGCAAGGACGUUCUAAACGAGAUUGAACGCAACCUUCAGGAUGCUAUGCAAGUGGCGCGUAACGUCGUGUUUGAGCCGUUGCUUUUACCUGGUGGAGGAGCAACGGAGAUGCGAUUAGCACACAAAUUAAAGCAGCGUGCCGACAACAUUGAAGGCAUAGAACAGUUUCCGUUCCGAGCAGUGGGUGAGGCCUUAGAGAUAAUUCCACGCACUCUGCUUCAAAACUGUGGAGCUGACGUUGUGCGCGUCAUGACGGCGCUCCGUGCCAAGCAGGCAGAGACAGACGAGUCAUACGGUGUAGACGGUGUAACUGGCAAAGUAACGCCAUCUCAGGUGCUCGGUGUGUGGGAACCUUUCCAGGUGAAAACGCAGUCGAUAAAGACCGCUGUGGAAGCUUCGUGCAUGCUGCUACGCAUCGACGACAUUGUGUCUGGUUUGGCUAAGAAGAAAAACUAA